UAUAACUGCACUCUAACUGCAAUAUUUUUUCGUAAGGAAGGUGGCGGCAAUGCAACAUGUAUUAGGUGCCAAACGCCGUUAAACCUCAUCGAAGAAGAAGUUGUGUUGUUUUGAUCCGUUGAAGUCGCACAAAGCCGAAAUACCGUUUGUCUGCAGUGAUGAAGACCUCCCAGGCAGUGGAGACAGAAGGCGAUAAGAUCACUUCCUGGGUGUCUGUGUGCCCCAGGGGCUUGUGGGAGGUUUGUCAGAGGAGGAAACGAGGGGCGGAGCCAACUGACCCCUCUGGAGACGUCUACCCCGGGAUUGGCUCUCUGUGUCAGGUCAGAGUUCAACGCCAAGGAGAACCUACAGCUGACCCGGAGCUGUCACUCAAACCUGACCUGCCAAUCGCAGUCCUUUCAGAUGCCCAGGUCCCAUCCCUACAGCGCUCCCAGGGUACCAUGCUGCAGGUCCCGCUUGGUGAUUGGAUCAUUCUGAGGCUGGGGGAGGGGCAGUGUGACAUCACAGAGGGGUGUGUGGAGGGGAUGAGAGCUGGAGAGAAGUGUGAGGUAAUGCUGACUCCACUAGCAGACCGACUCCGGGGAGGAGAAGAGGAGCAGAAGAGAGCAAGCCCUGACCAGUCCCUGUGUAUAACAGUAGAGCUCCAGUCCUUCUCUCCUGGCCAUGAGUCCUGGCAGCUGUCAGCUGGAGAGAAGUGGGGCUGGGUGAUGUCACACAAGCAGAGGGGGGGAGACAGGUUUAGGGCGGGGGACAUGUGGGGGGCGGCAGACAGCUACAGCCGAGCCAUCAAACUCCUCAUCACCCUAAAACUACACACCCGGGGAGAAGGGGAGGAGAUGACUCCGAUAGAGGAGGAGGAGGAGGAGGAGGAUGAGGAGACGGAGAAGAAAGAUAGCCUAGAGGCCCCUACAGAUCGUCAGUACCGUUCCACCAAGGCCUCUCUCUACUCCAACCUGUCCCUAUGUCAGCUCAAACUGGGCCAGUGGUCCCGGGCCAGAGGGUGUGCCUCCAGAUCCACGCUGCUGGAGCCCCAAGGGCUGAAGGCCUGGUACCGCCUUGGGCAGGCCAACCUGGAGGCAGGGGAGCUGGAGGAGGCCGACAGGGCCUUCAGGAAACUACAGGAGCUCCAGCCUGACUCUCCCUCCGCCCUGAGAGGACUGAGAGAGGUGGGGAGGAGAGAGCGAGAGACGAAUAGCAGACUGGGACAGAGACUCUGCAAGAUGUUCAGCUGAAGAGGGAGAGUGAGAGAGGACUGAUAGCCAACAGGGACAGGGACUGAGUCAAAUGUUCAGGCGAGAAGGAGAGGGUGACAAUUAGCAGACUAUUUUUUCAUCCACAAAUAGUCUUAGGCUGUGUUUAUAUAAGUAGCCCAAUUCUGAUAUUUUUUCCAAUAUUGGUCUUUGACCAAUCACAAGUAAAAUAAAUAUCAGAAUUGGGAUGUCUGUGUAAAUAUGGGCACUGGAUUAUGGGAUUUAAGUGUCAGUCAUUUUUUUUAUUGAACUGUUAAGACACUGGAGCUGUUCUAGAAAAUACAUUUAAGAAGUGGUAUAGAAAUUAGCUGGAAUUAUGGGUAAGACGGCUUUUCACCAACUCUGUCCUGGGGACGCCCAAGAGCCACACAUUGAGGUUUUUGCCCUAGCACUACUAAUUCAAAUAAUCAAAGUUUGACGAUGAGUUAGUUAUCUGAAUCAGCUGUGUAGUGUCAGGGCACCCCAGUUAGAAACGCUGGGGCAGGAUUAGGCUUCUAAAGGGAGGGUACAAACAAACAAUAGCCAAUGAUACGGGGAAAAAAGACAUCUUAGGAGGAGAUAUCUAUGUGUAUCUAUCUACACACACACACGUACCGUUGAAGUCAGAAGUUUAUAUACACCUUAGCCAAAUACAUUUAAACUCAGUUUUUCACGAUUCCUGACAUUUAAUCCUAGUAAACAGUACCUGUCUUAGAUCAGUUAGGAUGAUCACUUUAUUUUAAGAAUGUGAAAUGUCACAAUAAUAGUAGAGAGAAUGAUUUAUUUCAGCUUUUAUUUCUUUCAUCACAUUCUCAGUGGGCCAAAAAUGUACAUACACUCAAUUAGUAUUUGGUAGCAUUGCCUUUCAAUUGUUUAACUUGGGUCAAACGUUUUGGGGUAGCCCGUUUCGGGCCCAUUCCUCCUGACAGAGCUGGUGUAACUGAGUCAGGUUUGUAGGCCUCCUUGCUCACACACGCUUUUUCAGGUCUGCCCACAAAUUUUCUAUAGGACUGAGGACAGGGCUUUGUGAUGGCCACUCAAAUACCUUGACUUUGUUGUCCUUAAGCCAUUUUGCCUCAACUUUGGAAGUAUGCUUGGGGUUAUUGUCCAUUUGGAAGACAGAUGAACGUGGUACCUUCAGGCGUUUGGAACCAGACUUGUGGAGGUUUACACAUUUUCUUCUGAGGUCUUGGCUGAUUUCUUUAGAUUUUCCCAUGAUGUCAAGCAAAGAGGCACAGAAGUGGGCCUUGAAAUACAUCCACAUGUACACCUCCAAUUGACUCCAAAUGAUGUCAAUUAGCCUAUCAGAAGCUUCUACAGCCAUGACAUUUUGGGGAAUUUUCCAAGCUGUUUAAAGGCACAGUCAACUUAGUGAAUGUAAACUUCUGACCCACUGGAAUUGUGAUACAGUGAAAUAAUCUGUCUGUAAACAAUUGUUGGAAAAGUUACUUGUGUCUUGCGCAAAGUAGAUGUCCUAACCAACUUGCCAAAACUAUAGUUUGUUAAAAAGACAUUUGUGGAGUGGUUGAAAAAUGAGUUUUAAUGACUCCAACCUAAGUGUAUGUAAACUUCUGACUUCAACUGUUCAUACACACACACACACUACCGGUCAAAACGCCUACUUUAGAACGCCUACUCAUUAAAUGUUUUUUCUUUAUUUGACUAUUUUUCUACAUUGUAUAAUUAAUAGUGAAGACAUCAAAGCUAUGAAAUAACUCAUGGAAUAAUAGUCUAAUAAAGUGUUAAACAAAUCAACAUGUAUGAACUAUUUCAAAUUACUAUUAACCAAACUAGACGGGACAAUUUAAUUGUUUUAUUUUAUUGACUGAUAGCCAGCCUCCCAACACUCAGACAUAAUUUACAAAAUAAGCAUCUGUUUAGUGAGUCCUCCAGGUCAGAGGCCGUAGGGAUGACCAGGGAUGUUCUCUGUUUAGUGAGUCCUCCAGAUCAGAGGCAGUAGGGAUGACCAGGGAUGUUCUCUGUUUAGUGAGUCCUCCAGGUCAGAGGCAGUAGGGAUGACCGGGGAUGUUCUCUGUUUAGUGAGUCCUCCAGGUCAGAGGCCGUAGGGAUGACCAGGGAUGUUCUCUGUUUAGUGAGUCCUCCAGGUCAGAGGCAGUAGGGAUGACCAGGGAUGUUCUCUGUUUAGUGAGUCCUCCAGAUCAGAGGCAGUAGGGAUGACCAGGGAUGUUCUCUGUUUAGUGAGUCCUCCAGGUCAGAGGCAGUAAGGAUGACCGGGGAUGUUCUCUGUUUAGUGAGUCCUCCAGGUCAGAGGCAGUAGGGAUGACCGGGGAUGUUCUCUGUUUAGUGAGUCCUCCAGAUCAGAGGCAGUAGGGAUGACCAGGGAUGUUCUCUGUUUAGUGAGUCCUCCAGAUCAGAGGCAGUAGGGAUGACCAGGGAUGUUCUCUGAUUAGUGAGUCCUCCAGAUCAGAGGCAGUAGGGAUGACCAGGGAUGUUCUCUGUUUAGUGAGUCUGCCAGGUCAGAGGCAGUAGGGAUGACCAGGGAUGUUCUCUGUUUAGUGAGUCCUCCAGAUCAGAGGCAGUAGGGAUGACCAGGGAUGUUCUCUGAUUAGUGAGUCCUCCAGAUCAGAGGCAGUAGGGAUGACCAGGGAUGUUCUCUGUUUAGUGAGUCUGCCAGGUCAGAGGCAGUAAGGAUGACCGGGGAUGUUCUCUGUUUAGUGAGUCUGCCAGGUCAGAGGCAGUAGGGAUGACCAGGGAUGUUCUCUUGAUAAGUGUGUGAAUUGGAACAUUUUCCUGUCAAAAUGUACUGUACUUUUGGGUGUCAGGGAAAAUGUAUGGAGUAAAAAGUACAUUUUCAUUAGGAAUGUAGUGAAGUAAAAGUUGUCAAAAAAUGUAAAUAGUGUAGUAGUAUAGAUACACCAAAUUACUUAAGUAGUACUUUUAAAGUAUUUUACACCACUGUCCAUAUGUGUUAUUUCAUAGUUUAUCUUCACUAUUAUUCACUAUUUUUUCCUAAAUCUACACACAAUAUCCCCUAAUGACAAAUUUGCAAAUAAAACCCGUAUUCAGA
Molecule: messenger RNA, 4257 nt
Organism: Oncorhynchus nerka (sockeye salmon)
Lineage: Eukaryota; Metazoa; Chordata; Actinopteri; Salmoniformes; Salmonidae
Product: FK506-binding protein-like
Exons: 4
Coding region: 159-1232 (357 amino acids)
Molecular function (GO): protein binding
Source: RefSeq, a predicted model, not a curated record